Molecule: messenger RNA, 1872 nt
Organism: Cladocopium goreaui
Lineage: Eukaryota; Dinophyceae; Suessiales; Symbiodiniaceae
Source: the annotation of a GenBank genome assembly
AUGACACCAAGCAGUGGCUUCCUGAUUUUCUUGGUGUCCUCAGUAGCUGGAGCUGAUGUGUCGGCACUGGUGGCGGAAGCUCAAGACUUGAUCUCUCGCUUGGAAGCCUCUGUCGGUCAGAAAUUCGAAGGUCCUGACUUGAUAUCUUCACCACUUUACAGACAUUUGCAAGCCCUGACCAGUGAAGCCGAGAAGUUGUUUCCAGCUCCGCUUCAGCCCGAGAGCAAUGAUCGUUCCGAGCAUUCCGAAGCUUCGCCUGCACCGUCUAAUGAAGUCUUUCCAGUAACAGUUCCUCCUGCAGAAGCGGGCGAAGCAAGUGAAGCGGGUGAAGAGGGUGAAGCGAUGGGAGAGGUGGAAGCAGAGAUUUGGGGCGAGGAAGAAGAGGAAGAAGAGUUUACACCUGUGGAUGUUGGUUGCAGUUGGACUCUGAUUGGGUCCCUGUUCUUCACCAUGGUGAUGUUCUACUUCGUGAACUACCCAGACGACGACAUCAAGAGAUAUACUUGGUCCAUCAUCAAUACUACUCUGUCCAUCUUCACAGCGGUGUUGACCUUUCAGGGAAUUGAUGAUCUUGUCAUGCAUGUUGCAGUGACUCCUGUUUUGGGCGCCUUCCCUUCUGGCUGGAGACAAAUUGCAAGAGUUAUGAUAGGUUUUGUGAUUUUUCUUGCGUGGUAUGUUUUUGCACUUCUUGCUAUUGCUCUUGCCUCUGGUAUGUUCAAACAAGAUGAUGAUGCUCAGAAUGGUAAGAUGUGGGUGAUCUCGGAUUUCAUGCGAGGAGAUCAUGGCACCACCAUCAAACAUUCUCAACUGGUGCAGGGUUGUCGCUCCAAGGGCAUUGCCGCGGUAAAUGGUGUGGAGGUCUUCGUGGCGAGCCGUGCUGUGGUCCAUGAGAGCUAUGAAACAAGGACCAAGUGCUGGUCAACGCUCUUCGCCCACAUGGCCGGAUUUGCGAUGAUCAGUGCUGGGGGCGAUCUACAGAAUGCCCCCUUCUUCUCUGACCAGCCAGCUACCAGCUGGUUGGCAAUUCUGGUUUGCAUCUUCUUCCUGAUUGGCAUUUUCAGCCUUUCUGAAUUACUUUAUGCAAGACACCGUGGAUCUGAGUCCAAGGCGUUGUUCGUUGAGGGGAGCAUUGAGGCUGAAGAUGAUAUCAUUUGCUUAGCCGUGUCCUUCAUGAUGGUUCAAUCCAUGCGCUUUACGAUCACAGGAACUCUACCAUCCAAACUCGGACUCUACCACAAGCAGGAAACCGAAACAGCGCAAACUGAGGGCCUUUAUGUUAUGGGUGUUCUUUCCGCCGUCAUGAUGGUCGUGGCGGCUAUGGGAAUGUCUCGCAGUCGGGUAAAGAAUUUGGUGGUUGGGACCUUCUCCAUGGGUUUUGCUUGGGCCUUUCUUUUUGCGACUCGUUCCCUCUUCGAUUCGUGGAGUUUCCUGCAGAGCAGGAAGAUCUCGCCCUUGACCAUUGAGGGACGCAUCGUGCUGGCUAUGACGCUGUCACUGUUCGCCUGCAUGAUCAUCGUUAUCCUCGACAGGUUCGAAGAUAAUCUUCAUGAUGAUGCUGAUGACAUACACAAAGCCCUGAAGAACAUCAUCACAGGCCUUAGUAUCUUGAUAGGUUUUACAUGGGAGCACACCUUUGAUGGGUGUGUGGAAGCAAUAUCAUCCUUAUUCUCAGAUCCUUUGGCAAUCAAACUCUUCCUCACCUUCCUCAUCGUGCUCAUUGUAGUUCCUGCCUGGCGGAAGUACAUUUUGGCAAAGGUGGUCCAUUUGGAGAAAGCCCGACGCGAACAAAAGGAGGCCAUGGAUGGCGACUCUACAGGUCGGCCGGAUGGUUCCUCCAGCGAGGAGGAAUCAUCCACCAAGCUCCUGUGUUAG